Messenger RNA from Coregonus sp. 'balchen', 1336 nucleotides. Lineage: Eukaryota; Metazoa; Chordata; Actinopteri; Salmoniformes; Salmonidae. The record is from the annotation of a GenBank genome assembly.
AUGCGCAGGCCAGACAACUAUUGGGUUCUCCAACCACUCUCUGUGGAUGAUCUAGCUAGCUGCUCCAAGGUAUUGAAUAGCUGCGGAUAUACCUCUGCGCUUAUACACUCUAACAUAGAGCUCUUACCAAGUGAAUCUUCUCUGGAAUGAGCCGAGAAAAGGAAGAGGUGGGUGUAGUGCGGUGGCAGCUAUUUAAGGGGGUCAGCCUCAGCACUACCCGGUACAUGGGACUAAUCUGAAAUUCUUACUCGGAAUGUAUCCGAGCGGAAGGAUACCAUAUUGGAGUGAUACAAUAUAGUGCUACAUAACCACAUACAAUAGUGCAGUUCUUAAUUGGGCUAAUGGCUAUUGAUUGGAGAUGAGUGGCCCAGUUAUCCGACUUUGACCUCUCCACGACUCCACAGCUGAACAAGCCUGUCACGGACCCAGUGACGAAGGAGUUGACAGAGACCCAGCCUUUCAGUAACGUCUACUACGAGACCAGCGGAGAGCCUGUCACGGUAAGAGGACAUCUUCCAAACUCCAUACUCUGGGUCGUGAUCAUUAGGUCACACCAGAAAAUGAAUGUUUCUUAUUGUACUUAAGUCCAGGUAGUUACUCCAUGUUUCAUUCUGUUGUCUGCCAUUGGGUGCCUAAUGAACACGACCCCGGACUCUCUCUAUAUUCACAUAGUGCUGCUUACGGUCUUUGAUUUACUAGCUGUAGGCUACUGUAUAUCGAAAUGUCCCUAAAUUUACAUUUUUACAUUUUAGUCAUUUAGCAGACGCUCUUAUCCAGAGCGACUUACAGUUCGUGAGUGCAUACAUUUUUUCAUACUGGCCCCCCGUGGGAAUCGAACCCACAUCCCUGGCGUUGCAAGCGCCAUGCUCUACCAACUGAGCUACACGGGACAACUGGCUGCUUUCUAGACUCUACAAUCAGUCUCUAUCUACUUUAUCGUCAGAUCACUCACCCUUUUGAACUAUAUUAUAACAUUCUGCCUACAUUGUCCCUCAACAGCUUGACUAUUUUGAAAAUAUUGAACUAUUGAGCAAUGCAUGGUCAAGGAGUGGAUUUUGCCUACCAUACCACAUCUUGAGAGUUCAACCAGGAUCUUUUGAUAUUACAGGAUCUGGAUGCCUGUGAUGAUGACGAUGGUAACACCACUGGUGGUGGGGCUGCUAAUGGUGGCGGCCAUGCUGUCCUGGAGGACUCAAUACAGUAUGCCGAUGUCGAAACAGUAAAUGACGAAGCCCUGCCACCGUACUCCGACGCGGACGGUCACCACGUCGACAAGCCGCCGUCGGCCGCUGUGGCCCGUGGAGAAAGCUUUGUGUCGGCAGCCAUGUAUGUUUAG